Messenger RNA from Cryptotermes secundus, 1606 nucleotides. RefSeq names its product BTB/POZ domain-containing adapter for CUL3-mediated RhoA degradation protein 3. The transcript has 5 exons. Bases 427 to 1305 code for a protein of 292 amino acids. The record is from RefSeq and is a predicted model, not a curated record. Gene Ontology annotation, molecular function: protein binding. Lineage: Eukaryota; Metazoa; Arthropoda; Insecta; Blattodea; Kalotermitidae. Gene Ontology annotation, biological process: protein homooligomerization.
CAGUCAUCGAAGGCAAUCUCUCUCGGUGCCUCAUUUCACGUUCCAGCAAACGUUCGCUGAUUUCAGUGGUUGAACUCGUGUUUAAAAUGUUGGCUAUUGUGACGACUGUGACCGAUUGUGACAGUUCAAUAAAAUGCAUUAAGUUGGAGAUCAGUUUGCCGUUUGGGUUUCGAAGUCCGUGUAAUCAGUGAAUGGGGAGACAAGUGGUUCAGUAAAGUUCAGUAACUUGCGGAGAAUCGGAAUGUAUGGUAGCCUAGUAGCAGAGUGAAGGGAACAGUUGGUGCUUAGAAGAUCAUACGGGUCUAAUUACGAUAGAAAUCUGGAUUAUAUUUACUUCAAUUAAAAGUAGGCGUUAAACUGUUACACUUAGUAAGAAUAAAUAUAUAUCUUAAAAUUAUUAGACCAAACGUUUGGGAUUGCUCGACUAUGUCGGGUGAUCAUAAAACUGUAAUUAAGGGCAAUCCCUCCCAAUAUGUUAAACUCAAUAUUGGUGGAUCGUUACAUUACACCACCAUUGGAACUUUAACUAAACAUGACACAAUGCUCAGAGCUAUGUUUAGUGGCCGUAUGGAAGUAUUAACUGAUUCUGAGGGUUGGAUCCUUAUCGACAGGUGUGGGAAGCACUUUGGAACGAUAUUGAAUUUCCUACGAGACGGGUGUGUUCCUUUACCAGAAAGUUCUAAGCAGAUGGCAGAAUUGCUAGCUGAGGCAAAAUAUUAUUGCAUUUCCGAGCUGGCAGAAUCGUGUGAACAGGCACUUCUCAAGAAGGAGCGUGAUGCAGAACCAAUAUGCAGAGUUCCACUUAUCACGUCUCAAAAAGAGGAGCAGCUGCUUAUUAGCUCAACGAGCAAGCCUGUUGUGAAGCUGCUGAUAAACAGACAUAAUAACAAAUAUUCAUAUACAGGUACAUCUGAUGACAACUUGCUGAAGAACAUUGAGCUAUUCGACAAGCUGUCUCUACGGUUCAGUGGACGAGUUCUUUUUAUUAAGGAUGUCAUUGGAUCGAGUGAAAUUUGUUGCUGGAGUUUCUAUGGUCAUGGCAAGAAAGUUGCUGAAGUGUGUUGCACUUCAAUUGUAUAUGCCACUGAUAAGAAACACACAAAGGUUGAGUUUCCAGAUGCUCGCAUUUAUGAAGAGACACUCAACAUCCUUCUGUAUGAGAACAGGACUGGUCCUGAUCAAGAAUUAAUGCAGGCAACUUCUACUAGAGGAGUAGUUUCUGGAAUGUCAUCGUACACGAGCGACGACGAGGAAGAGCGCUCAGGUUUAGCACGACUUCGAUCUAAUAAGCAGAACAAUCCUUAAAUAUUCACACAGUAUUUGUUUCAACAUUAAAUGUGUCCUUGUCUGGAAUGUGUAUCAAAGGACUUAAACGUCUAUAUCUGUGAGUCAUAAGUUUAUAUUGAAAGUAUAUUUUUAUUUAUAUCUUAUAUGAGUAUUUUUUAGGGGUUGUAUGCUAGAAACAUAUGCCCCAAUAUAAAUUUGUUGGUGUCACAUUUUUGUAACAGACUGAUUAACAUUCAAAGGGCUGUAAGUGGCCAUGUUAAAAAUGUGGAACUAAUAAUUUACUGUACAUUAUAUUAAUAAAAUAAUAAUAUGAAAUUUA